CUUGGUCGCCGUGGUGGUCGGGUGUGCGUGUCCUAGUCGUUCCCAGCCUGACACGCUUCUCCAGGCUCUCCCCGCCGUGUAUAGUACCUUCAAUCUUCCUUACCCAGCAAGUAAAUCUAGUAAUUUUGAGAAUUUGUAUAUCGUGAGGAAUGAAACGAAGAGUUUUAUGAUAUAUGAAACUGUGGAAAACAUCUCUAUUUUGAAGGAAAAAGACGUAUUUAUAAACAAUAUCAGUGACGUCAAAGGAUGUCUCGAGUGCUGUGAUUUGUGGCAAAGAACAUCGGCUACACCUAAAGUGGCCUCAGCUGAAGUUUAAGUGGCGUUUAUCGUAUUUGAAAAGGCGUCCACCGCAAUUUAAGUGGCAGCUUUCUCAGUUAAAGAAGUGUGGUGAUAGUUUCCUAAUUAUUUCCAUAAUGAUGCUGUCUUAAACAAGUGCCAGUGGAGUGAGAGUGCCGUCGCGUCUCACUGUGAUUAGCGUUCAGCGAGCGAGAUUGCACAGGGUGAGAUCAGCGUGUCAAAGUGAGAUUAGGCAGUUUUUAAGGCGUUCAUUGGUAGCUCUCAGACUAAGGAAGGGGUAUGUCAUGCUGUGAAGGGGAUGAGGCUGGGUGAGGUAUACCAGAAUACCACUUCCUAUCUAACCUAUCUCUUCAUCUAGUCCCCGGGUGAAUGUACAGGUUAUCUUGUAGCCCCUAACCAGCACCUGUCUAUCCUCUAGCGUACGAAACCUCCUCAACCUGUUCCAGUGCAACACAACCUUGUCUCCAGACAUGCCCUGAAGCGGGUAGCCAAGGGUAGAGGUCUGGGACCACUCGUAAUAUCCUUCGCAGCAUGAGGGCCGGUCCCACGCCAGGCCUGAGGCACCCAACCCCUCACCAUGGUGCCUGAGCCGCCCACCACCCACACGAUGAUCAGGUAGAGUGGGCGUUGCUAUGGCGACGCCGCGACCGACGGUGGGCGGCGGCAAGGAGAAUCUACACAAAAGCAGCAGCGAUUCUGUGCGUCGAUAUCGUCACCGCGUGAGGAGCCGAGGCUCACCUGUCUCCAGGUGCUUUCUCAACCUCGAUGGCUACAACUAUGUUAUAGUGGCCAGCCCGCCGGAGACGAAGAAGGAGACACAAGAUGAAGCGGCUCCACCACCUCCACCUUCAAACAAGAAUGGACAACUAUCUAAACAAGGCUCUCUCACCAUCCUGCGUCGGUCCAAUAGCCGGAGCCAUGCGGGCAGGACGGGUCGACUCUCCUCGCAGGCCGACAACGACACGCUCGACGCUAUCGACCUCCACCACGACGCUCUCCCUGCCGUCGAUACUCCGGAGUCGUGCGAGAAGGCCGCUCUCAGAUUACGGAGCCUGCUGCGCCACCUACAGGAGGGGGAAGUGGCGGCCUCGGUACUCCAGCAGAACUUGCAGUACGCUGCCGACGUCCUCGAUUCCAUCUACGUGGACGAGGCCAAGUGCGUGCCUCCGCCACAGGACCGAGCAAUAACCAUCAGUCUUGAACCCCCUACCACCAAGGGCCGACGUUCCCCCAGCGGUCCAGGCGCGGCUUCCAGGUUACCGAAAUUACCAGUUUCCCUCUCUUAA
Cherax quadricarinatus is the source of this 1583-nucleotide messenger RNA. The record is from RefSeq and is a predicted model, not a curated record. NCBI's taxonomy places the organism in Eukaryota, Metazoa, Arthropoda, Malacostraca, Decapoda, Parastacidae.